Molecule: messenger RNA, 2685 nt
Organism: Candidula unifasciata
Lineage: Eukaryota; Metazoa; Mollusca; Gastropoda; Stylommatophora; Geomitridae
Source: the annotation of a GenBank genome assembly
AUGGCGUCGUUCAUCUCCAGAACUGGAGACUUCUACGAUCCUGAGCAGACGAAACGGAGUUUAUCGGCUUUAAAUGAUCAGAGGAACUUAUCACAGUUUUGUGAUGUGGUGCUGAGAGUGUUGAAUACCCAGAUAUACGCUCAUUCGAAUGUUUUAGCCGCUGCAAGUCCAUAUUUUGAAUCGUUUUUGGGUGUCGGUGCAGACUGCCCGAGAAUGUUUUCACAAAAACACCCACAGAUUAUUGAAAUUCAUAUAGACACGAAGGAUGAGGAUAGUGGUUAUGGUGAAGCGGUUAGUAAAGUCGUGGAGUUUAUGUAUACCAGUCGUAUAACGCUGACUCCGACUUUAGUGUUUCAAGUUCUGGAGAUUGGAAAAAUCAUGCAGAUGGAUAAGUUGCUAGAGUUUUGUGAACUUUUUCAAAAUGGAGAGGAUAGUAAUUAUCCAAAGGAUAUGGCAACAUGCACUACGGGAUUGCAGGAAAUUGCAAAUCUCCUCGGGUCUCGGUCUAGAUCCGUUAAACAUAUCAGUGUGGCUACCGAAACAGAAGAAACAAUGUUUAAGAAAAUUGAAGCAUCUUCUUCGGUGGUAACUUCAUUUCCUUCACUGCAAUUGUCGGAGAUUUAUCAACAAGAAGAGACACAUUUGCAAUUGAAGGAUUACCAGCCUCAGCAAGUGAUUUCCUCUGCAUUUCAAGAUGUGAGUGAAUAUGAGGGGGUUGUGAAAGAAGAGAAUGAUGCGUCAGUUCUCCAAGAGACAUCUGCAGUUGGUUUUGACUGUGACAAUAUUGAUCAGAAUGAUGCUUCUCUACUUUUAGCAAUAAGCAAUGUUCGACCUCCAGUUGUUACAACACAAGUAGAAAAUAUUGCCGAACACACAGAAGAUUCUACAGCCAAUCUAGGCCAGUCAGAAUCCCAGGUGUUCAUUGAAAAUUGUUUCAGUGGCUGUCCUGCAUCGCUGGACAUGAACACUAAUGUGGUCAAAGCUGAAGAGAUGACUUGUGAUACACAAGAACCAUCUGCAGAACUACAGCCUACAUUUUCAGAACUAGUGCCUUUGCAGAAUGACCUUGCUUCCAAAAAAGGAUUUAGCUUGGAAGAUAUUUCCGACCUGGUACAGUUCAGCUCUGCAACAUCUGUAUUAGUAAAGGCGUCUAAAGUUCGAGGUAGAGGUCGGCCGAGAGGGAGAGGUCGUGGAAGGGGUAGAAGACCCGGGCGACCUCGCAAAGUGAAAGAAGAACCUGACAGUGAUCCAGAGUUUGAAGAGUUUAUUGAUCGAGUUGAAAAGGGUGACAGUUCAGUUCCAGUUGGAUUUGAAGAACACAACGAAAAUGAUAAAAUUGAUGUUAAGGAGGAGUCACUUCUCAAAUCCACUGACAUAAUUACAGUACAGGAUAAAAUAUUUACUCCAUCGGAGAGAGUACAAGAAGAAAUUCAUUCAUCAUUAAACUGGAAAAGUCGAAGAAAAUCUAAGCCAUCACUGCUGAGGAAAGAUUAUGUCAUGCAUUCUUUAACUAAGAAAAGUCGAAAACAUGAAAUGUUUAAGUCAGAAGAACUGCAGCCAGAAGUCACGGAACUCAAACCUAAAGACCCGUCAGCAAUUUCUACUGUGAAGUUAGUGUGCCAGAAGUGUGAUUUUAUUACCUCUUAUUUCAAGGAGUAUCGUCAGCAUAUGAAGACACACCCAGAAACUGAUCCUCGAUAUUUUACCUGUGAUAAAUGUCAGUUUAAGACAACAAAGUCACGUGAAUUCAGUUCUCAUAAACACAAACAUAUGAAAGAUGAGUUUAUAUGUCCUCUGUGCAGUCAUCAGUCAAACUCAGUUGAUGAAUUUGUAGAACAUUCACACAAGCAUUCGGGUGGUUUUCCCUUCUUUUGCACAGAAUGUGAUUCCCGAUUCCGUACCAAGAAUCAGCUGAUUGCUCACAAACCCAAGCACCAGGUGGAGAAACCGUUUGUUUGUGCCAUCUGUGGUUCUGGGUUCAAAUGGAAACAUGCCUUGAAAAAUCACAUGAUAACCCACAGCGCUACAAAAGAUCAGCUUUGUGAUGAGUGUGGUUACGCUACGGCCCAUAAGUCACAACUGAAAGCUCAUAAACUCAUCCACACUGGUCACCUUUUUAAGUGUCCGGUCACCGGCUGCCAUUUUGAGGCCACCAAACGACAAAAUCUCAAGUACCAUAUGGUCACUCACACGCAUGAGAAGCCACACCAAUGUGAAGUUUGUGGGCAGAGCUUCUCGUUGAUAAAAAACAUGCGUCGGCACAUGCUUCUUCACACCAACACCCGUCCAUUUUCCUGCAAGAUCUGCUCCUUUUCCACGACGCGUUACGAUAAGCUGAAGGAGCACAACCUCAAAUUACACAACAUUGGAGAACCGCCAAUUUCUAAAAAGGAUGUUAACAUUACAAAGGGUUGUUCUGUUGAGAACCUCAGACUGAUUAACUCCAGCAUCACCUAUGUUUCUCCUGAUGGGAUCACAAUCAACACGGAUGGAACUAUCUCUGCAGAGACUCUUCACACCAUUGCACAGUUGGCCACGGCUCAGGGUAUGGAUGGCGCUGCACUACAGAACAUCAACAUUGAACAGACUGCAGAAGAUGGGACAGUUUACCCAAUUGUUGCUACUGUACAGUCCUUUACCAACAGCAGAGGGGAGGUCCAGUAUAUUGCAGAGAUUCCUGAUUAA